Molecule: messenger RNA, 240 nt
Organism: Mesorhabditis belari
Lineage: Eukaryota; Metazoa; Nematoda; Chromadorea; Rhabditida; Rhabditidae
Source: the annotation of a GenBank genome assembly
AUGCUAGAAAAAGUUUCCGAUCAAGGGCACGUAAACAAACCGAGAAAUCGAAGCAGCUAUAAAGUAGUGAAUAGAAAUUUGGCUGGUCGAUGCUUUCAGAUUGUCUCAGCUUUAUGUCAACCACCAGGAGCUUGGAUCCCAUCUCUUUUGUCGAGACUCGUCGAAACAGCCGGACUCAAGACAGCUGGACUCAAGAAAGUGAUUUUAGAGAUUUUAGAAACGAUGAUACACAAGCCCACG